AUGAAGAGUCAGAUUGUCCGCUUGGCCUGGUUUCCUCGGUUGGCGAAGGCGUGCCGGCUCUGGGUGGACAAGUGUGGUCAGUGCAUGGACACUAAAGCGGCGGGUCGGUUGGCUAUGCUCACGGCUCCUAGGGUUCCGCGAGGUCUGAUCGACGGGAAUCAACGGAUGAAACACUUGACAAUUGAUCAUGGCUUUCCAAGCAAGGAUUGGUUGUCUCCUAACGAUCCUGAUCUCACCUGCUUCUUGGUUAUAACCGACUCAGCCACUGGUUACUGUGUUGUGGCGGGAGCUCCAUCUACUGCUGCUGAGGUUACGCUGAAAUUGCUCUGGGACCGUUGGGUGGCUUACUUUGGCAUUCCUCUGAGCCUGAUGUCGGACAACGCGUUGGAUUCUCAGAUGAUGCGACACUCUCUGGCUGCCACAGCCAUUUACUUGCCGGUUCCCGCGUGGAGUCCGUUCUCAAAUGGUUUGGCGGAGGUGCGAGUGAAAAGGCUUAAGCAGAUUGUAUCAGUGAUGGAACUGCCUUGGGACGAGGCUCUCUUGUAUGCCCAAAUGACGGCAAAUUCUGCUGCUCGUGCCUCUGGGGCAAGUGCUGCGGAGUUGGUCAUGGGGAGUCGGAUAUUAACACCCUUGGAAGCUUUGGUGGGUGCCAUGGUUCAGGCUAAGGAGAUGGAAGGUACCACGGUGGAGGUGGAUUCAUCGACGGCCGACCCCACACACAUCAAGGAAGUCGUGACUCGUCUUUUGGAUCGUGAACGAGUUACAGUGCUUGAGACCCGCUUGCGAGAAUCAGCGCGAUUCGCGCUGCGCGAAGGAUGGCAUCAAGCAGAGGUCACAAGAAAGAUAUCACAGAUCUGGAGGACGAAACCCUGGUGGUGUGGCGCCGACCGGGCGCUCUGGACGUUGAGGGUCACGUGGUGA
Perkinsus marinus ATCC 50983 is the source of this 921-nucleotide messenger RNA. RefSeq lists its product as hypothetical. The record is from RefSeq and is a predicted model, not a curated record. The transcript has a single exon. Gene Ontology annotation, biological process: DNA integration. The coding region runs from base 1 to 921 and encodes 306 amino acids. Gene Ontology annotation, molecular function: nucleic acid binding. Lineage: Eukaryota; Perkinsozoa; Perkinsida; Perkinsidae.